AUGGAUGCUGAAGGAGGCUGCCGGAUUUGCCUGCAGGUUUUGACUAGCAGCGCGGGAAGCAAAAACGCGCUAUUAAAACCCAGAAAUGCUGGAUGGGGAAGUCAGAGUUCCAAAGUACAUAUACAUCACAGCACAUGGCUUCAUUUUCCUGGCCACAAUUUACGCUGGAUACUGACUUUUAUCCUCUUGUUUGUGCUGGUGUGUGAAAUUGCAGAGGGCAUAGUGUCUGAUGGGGUUUCUGAAUCCCGCCAUUUACACCUGUACAUGCCGGCUGGGAUGGCGUUCUUGGCGGCCAUCACGUCUGUUGUCUAUUACCAUAAUAUUGAAACAUCCAAUUUCCCGAAGCUGUUGAUCGCAUUACUGUUCUACUGGACUUUAGCCUUCAUAACUAAAACCAUUAAAUUUGUUAAAUUCUGUGAUAAUGGGGUUGGAUUUUCUCAGCUACGAUUUUGCCUCACAGGACUCCUGGUUGUUUUAUAUGGAAUGCUACUAGCUGUAGAAAUCAACGUCAUCAGGGUGAGGAGGUAUGUUUUCUUCAAAACUCCUAAAGAAGUUAAACCUCCUGAGGAUCUCCAGGACCUUGGCGUUCGAUUCUUACAGCCGUUUGUGAAUCUCUUGUCCAAAGGAACAUACUGGUGGAUGAAUACAUUCAUCAAGACUGCCCAUAAAAAACCAAUAGACUUGAAAACCAUAGGCAAGCUUCCCAUUGCUAUGAGAGCUCUGACCAAUUACAUUCGCCUUAAUGAGGCUUUUGAAGCACAGAAGAACAAAAGGUCGUCAUCUCCACAAGGAUCCAGAUCAAUAUGGCGUGCUCUCUGCUGUGCUUUUGGAAGACCCUUACUCCUCAGUAGCACUUUCCGUAUUUUGGCUGACUUGCUUGGAUUUGCUGGUCCGCUCUGCAUCUCUGGGAUUGUUCACAAUGUUGGAAAAGGAAAUAACACCAUCCGCCCACAGACUAAAAUUCUUGGUGUUUUCUUUAUUUCGUCUCAAGAGUUCCUGUCCAAUGCUUACGUUUUGGCUGUACUCUUAUUUUUUGCCCUUCUAUUGCAAAGGACGUUUCUCCAAGCAUCAUACUAUGUUGCUAUUGAAACAGGAAUCAACUUGAGAGGCGCAAUACAGACAAAAAUAUACAAUAAAAUUAUGCAGCUUUCGACUUCUAACAUGUCUAUGGGGGAGAUGACUGCAGGCCAGAUCUGUAACCUGGUUGCCAUAGACACAAAUCAGCUGAUGUGGUUCUUUUUCCUCUGCCCUAACCUUUGGGCUAUGCCAGUACAGGUGAGGAGAUUGAACGUGCUUUUGUUAUUGAUGUUUGUAGUGAUUGACUGCUUGGGAAUUUCAUGA
Molecule: messenger RNA, 1341 nt
Organism: Tauraco erythrolophus (red-crested turaco)
Lineage: Eukaryota; Metazoa; Chordata; Aves; Musophagiformes; Musophagidae
Source: RefSeq, a predicted model, not a curated record